Messenger RNA from Xyrichtys novacula (pearly razorfish), 3103 nucleotides. Lineage: Eukaryota; Metazoa; Chordata; Actinopteri; Labriformes; Labridae. The record is from the annotation of a GenBank genome assembly.
UGGCAGUACUGUUCUGGGUUUCUUUUGUCCAGUCUUUCCUGGCAGUGAGAGAUGAUGAGAGCGGAGGGCAGCAAAUAAAAGAGGAACUGCACAACAUUUCAGGGUAAACAUCUGUGAUUUUAAUUUGUAUAAUUCACUUCAUUUUAGUGCCUUUGUAAUUUUUUUCACAUGUUAAUCAAAUUUUCAUAUUUUCUGUUGUAGUAUAAUCACUUUUUGAAACUUUGGUACCAUUGAAACAGAGCAUUUGGAGAGUUCAGAUCUGUGGCUUUGGUAUUUUACUAACAUGAUUUUUACUUCUGGCAUUUAUAUUAGCUGUGUUCUUCUCCAGGAGUAGCCUUGAAGAUGGAGAAAGCUGCACUGCUGUUGUUCUGUUGCCUGGUCAUGCCUGUACCGGGUUCACCACUUUAUCCAUCCAUCAGGUAAGACCUAACGCAUGACAGAUUUUGAUUUUCAGCUGCAUGUUUUCUUCAGCUUCUGUAAGUACGAAUAGACUGAAGACUUUUGCUUGUAGUCAGUUUUUAGAGAAAGCCAAACAAUUGAGCACACAGCUAUACACAGAAUAGUCUCAUAGGAAUUAUGAAGUGCUUUUCCUGAAUGGUUGAAGGCUUUGCCGAGCAUGUACUAUUAGGAAUAUGGAUUUGUCAUCUUGUUUAGGUGACGCCUGUUUAAGAAAACGGCUGGAUGUCAGUGUCUGGUCUACAAAAUACACACAGUACAUGAUUGGAACAUGUUGAACCUGGUUGCUCUGCAUGUUUUAGCUUUGCCCUUUGCCCGUGUUAUGCUAAUAAGGGUUAAGGGGUCAGCAUUAAUUGCGGUGUUACAUCAGCGUUAAUCACAAUGUCCUGAGCCAAAACUGCAGAAUACAUAAUUUUACAGACACUGGAGCAUGAUGCAAUGAGACCAAAUAUACUGUUCUUCUUCAAAGACCUUCUGACAUUAAAACUUAGUGGAAUAAUUUUAUCAGUCUCUGCUCCUGGGUCAAGCUAGAAUAAAUUAUCAAAUCAAUAUACUUAUUUGUAUACUUCUGAUUGAGAUAUUUAAGUAUGAUGUUGUACAGUUUUCUAAAUUCUGGUCUUAUUUCUCAGGUUUGGCCAGAUGGACACUUCCAUCCUGAUGACAUCUUCAUUAAAGAGUCCUGAGGAGCAGCUGGAGGAAGACACCGCUGCUUCUUCUUCUGAGGAGGGAGCAGAGAUACGGUCAGUUUGGAUGACUGAUCAAAAAUAUGCCUCAUUUUGAGCUGCUUCAAGCUGCAUUAUCGUAAUUCUACAAAAUCGCAAUACCUGCAGGUUCCCCCUGCUGAAAGCUUUUCCAAAAGUUUUGGGGUGAUUCUUUCAGAUGUUCAGAGUAAAUUUGAAAAAAAUGUAACAAACACAUUUUUGUUAUGAAUCUUGGAAAUCAGGCUCAGUUUUUCUGAGUUUGUCGUCAUGCUAUCAGCUAGCUUUGGGUGAAGUUAACAGCCUGUAUCCUGUCAUUGCUGGUUUACGUAUAUAUUUCAUUUGCCAAUACCCUUUCCUUUAUUCAACAUGGAAUAAGUGAAGUUUAAACCCCAGUGAUAGUUAGUCUUCAGUAAAAUCACCAUAUCACUACUUUUCUCCUGCUUCGACUCCGUAAUCACUUUUGAUACGCCCUCCAUCAUCACUGUGGUGCAUCACUUAGUUCUGCUUGAGGUGGUAGCAGAUCUUUAUCGGUUUUAUUUGACCUGACUGUCAUUGUUCAGACUCAUUUUAUUGUGGAAAUCUAUAUAAGAACAUUUCGAAAGAGUUUACUUGAGAAAAUAUUGGCUUGACCAUCUUUUUUAUGUCAAACACCAUCGAACUCAUCCAAUUUUAAUUAAAAAUCAGAUUUUUUGGUGUUUAUGAAAUAGACUGAAAUUCAUAAUAAUGUCUAUGUAUGAUGUAGAAAAGCAAACAAGGCCAUCAGCGAUAGGAUGGAUGAUUUCUACAUUGUAAUUUUCAAUGACUGUAACUGGUCCGAGGGGGAAGGUGUCAGUGGAGUGGAUGAAAAGCCCAGUUUUCACAUUUUCAGCAUCAGAUAUGUACAUCGCAAGCAGGGGGGAAAGAAUUUUAUAUGCAGUGUAAUAAAUUUCUAAAGUUUGUCCACAGCUCCAUUGGGAUUGCUGCAGGAGGCGGGACUAAUGACCUAUAAUGCAGCGUGUCACCAGAGGGUGCUGUUCUCGCGGUGGCUUCACCCACCUAGGCAGACGGUGUCCAUUCUAUAUACAGUCUAUGGUUUUACUGGCAGCAUUUUUCAAGUAUCAAAUUCCAAAUGGUCACCACAUAAAUCCAUCUCCAGUGAAACAGUGGAGUAUUUUUACCUGGUUCUUUUCCACAAACUCUUGGACUAGUUACGCAUCUAAUCUUACGCUUUAUGCUGGUCAAUGACAAACAAGCUGCAGCCUGUCCUGUCUGUUUCUUGCUCAGUUUUAAGGCUGCUUAAAAAAAUACUGUCAUGUGAUUAACAAACUGAUGUGAACUGUCCAACUUCUGGUUUUAGUUCAGGACGCCACGCUGACGCCAUCUUCACCAACAGUUACAGAAAAGUCCUGGGUCAAAUCUCUGCCAGGAAGUUCCUUCAAACAAUCAUGGGGAAACGGCUGGGGUGGGUAACACAGAAGGAAUAAUGUUACAGUUUUAAUCAAUGAAAAUCCUACAAGAGCAAUGCUGGCAGCUGCUGAUGUUUUUCUUCCACAGAGAUGAAAGUGAGAGCUACGUGAAACGACAGUCAGAUGUCUAUGAAGGGACCUAUAAAGAAGAUCUUACAGCCAUCCAGAGCAACCACAGAUACCGAGGAGUCCACGGAAACAUCAUAAAACCCAGGUAUACAGGUACACCUGGGAUCCCAGCCACAGUACCCAUCUCUAUUGAAAACAGUCAGAAAUUCAGCGCAGAUUUUCCCAGCAUGUCAGGAUUUUUCUAAACUCAGAUUUCUUCUUGCAGACUGCUGAGCUGAGGUCAGUGGAUCAAACUGAUUGGGGACUGCAGAGCUUCUCUCUGCUGCAUUUAUGGACGCCAUCAUUCUCCUUUUUUCUUAUUUUUCCAUUCUGAUAUUUACGGGAAGAAAUGUUUUGUCAUUUUCUAUUUCCAUUAAAGCUGUGAAAAAAAAA